AUGACUCACAGCAAGAAGGUUCUGGACUGUUGGACGUUUCUUCCAUCUAAAUCCUCCAUCACAGGUGUCUCUCCUCUGGUUAUCCGUGUUCUGGCACUUGCGCUGGUGUUGUGGGGGACCUGUGUGGAGAGCUGGGGGCCGGAGAGUACGUGUGACCAGGUCGCUGUCGCCACCAUCAGACAGCGUGAUCCACAGAGUCCUGCUGAUCAACUGCUGCGUAAUGGAGCGCGCGGUGUGAAGAGAGAGAGGUCCAGGCUCGUCUUUACAACUGGACUGAGCCUUUUCCAAACCAGGAAAAGAAAAUCCAGAGACUCAGUCAACUCUGACUUUGAGUCCAAAACGUCCUGCUCCAAAAAAUCUACACUCGGAGGAGAAACACUGAACAGGACUAAGAGGAGGAAGCUCCAAGAAGAAGACUGCACUCCUUCCAUCGCUCACAGCUUGGGUUGUGAACUCAGCGUGAGUAGAAAUACCAAAAAAAGAAAAUCCACCGACGAGGGGUUCAAACCUGAGCCCAAAAAACCUCGUUGUGAGGAAUCCGCCAAAGUGAGUGACUUUGCGCUGACAUACGAGGAGCAUGAGCAGCUCGGAGAGGGAGGAUUUGGGUCGGUGUUUGCCGGCGUCCGGAUCUCAGACCAACAGUCGGUGGCCAUUAAACACAUGAAGAGGGACAACGUGGAAUUUUCUCUGGUGAGCAUUGAAAAUGAAGUGUUGACCGUCCCCUCUGAGGCCGUCCUGAUGAACAAAGCUGCUCCGGAUCGGCACUCGGUCGGACUGAACCCCUCGGUGACUCUUCUCGACUGGUACCUCCAGGAUGAAGGCCAGGAGGUGGUUCUGGUGAUGGAGAGACCCACCCCAUCCCAAGACCUGUUUGACUACCAUCAGGAGAAUGGCCCCCUGACAGAAGCUCACGCAAAGGAGCUGAUCCGUCAGGUGGUGAACGCGCUGGUGGACCUUGACUCAAAACAGAUUUUCCAUAGAGACAUUAAUAUGAAAAAUCUCCUGGUUCAGGCGACAGAGUCUGGCCCAAGGAUCAGGGUCAUAGACUUUGGCUGUGGCUGCGGCGCCCAAUCAGAGCCCUUCUACAGUUUCAAAGGAACACCAGAAUACGCACCUCCUGAGGCCUAUGGGACUGAAGGAUACCGCGCUGCUCCUACCUCAGUGUGGCAGACGGGGGCGCUACUCCACGAACUGCUGCGCUCUAAGAGUGACAAAGGGUUCACCACAAAAGAUUUCAUGAAGGGUUUUCCAUACAUUUCCUUCUUGAGUCUGAGUGGUGUGUCCCAAGGUACGAGCAGAGAAACACACACAUUAUUUAGAUAUGAUUUAGUGUUCAUGUCAUUAGAUAAAACAUUCAAGAUGUCGGACCUUCAUUUGAGAAGAUAG
This is a messenger RNA of Boleophthalmus pectinirostris (great blue-spotted mudskipper), 1386 nucleotides long. RefSeq names its product aurora kinase C-like. NCBI's taxonomy places the organism in Eukaryota, Metazoa, Chordata, Actinopteri, Gobiiformes, Gobiidae. Bases 1 to 1386 code for a protein of 461 amino acids. Gene Ontology annotation, cellular component: cytoplasm. Gene Ontology annotation, biological process: negative regulation of apoptotic process; protein autophosphorylation; regulation of mitotic cell cycle. The record is from RefSeq and is a predicted model, not a curated record. The transcript is spliced from 9 exons. Gene Ontology annotation, molecular function: ATP binding; protein serine/threonine kinase activity.